UUCUUCCCUAAAACCCUUCUCUUAUACCCACGAACACGAAGAGAACGGUAGAAUAGUAAGUUGAGAGAUCACAUCACCAAUUCGAAAAUAUCUCAGAAGAUCCACUCUUGGCCGAUCGCUUUCUCUCUCUUCUUGAUUGUUGGUAUCAAAUUUUUCAAAGACCCAUCUCGGAGAAAUGCUAGGAAGAAGGUUCAUUUCCUUGUUUAAGAAUUCCACAAAACCAAAGCUCUCGAGUUCUGCAAAGCCUGUGGAUGAAGAGAAGACCAAAUCAAUUGGUCGUAAAGCUGUGUCUUUCAUUUUGAUUACCGUUACGGGUGGCGUUGCUUUGAGCGCUCUUGAUGACCUUACUAUUUAUCGUAGUUGUAGCAGCAAGGCUAUAGAGAAAGUGAGUAACAGUCAGGAAAUUAAAGAUGCUUUAGGAGAGCCUAUUGUGAAAGGUCCAUGGUACAAUGCCUCACUUGCAGUAGCUCAUAAGAGGCAAUCUGUUUCUUGCACAUUCCCAGUUUCUGGUCCACAAGGCACAGGAGUCUUGCAGUUGAAGGCAGUACGCAAUGGAGAGGACACAUGGUUUUCUUUUUUACGGCCUCGUGACUGGGAUAUUAUAAUCAUGGACGCACUCCUCCAUGUUCCUGGGAACGAUGAGAAGAAUCGAACGUUUCGGAUCAGUCUCUCAGAUUACUUUCCUCCUCCAUCCUCAACGGCGUGCACGGAUUGCAAGCCAAAAGAACUGGAUAACCAAGAUAAGAAAUGAAAGCUGGCCAAACUCCAUAAUUCCUUGUAAUGGGAAUACAUUUUUUUGUUGAUUUUUUUACACUCCUUGAGAGCAAAGCAAUAUUAGACCAUUUUUCUUGUUAUGCAAAGUUCUGAAAUAAAAUUAUCUUUCAUUGUUGUCUUUCUUAAACUCUAUUAAGAAGAGCAAGCCUUUAAGCAUUCUAUGAUAGACAUGUUUAUUGGUUGAAUAAUGUUAAGAGAUACCAAUGGUGUUCGGCACCAUACUUUUAUAGAAGAGAGUUCUAUGUAAUUUAAACACGUUGUUAUAAAGUAUCUUGAGGUAGGAUUUGAUAAAUAUCAAUGCAAAUUAACUUGAUUGAUACAUGUA
Molecule: messenger RNA, 1099 nt
Organism: Humulus lupulus (European hop)
Lineage: Eukaryota; Viridiplantae; Streptophyta; Magnoliopsida; Rosales; Cannabaceae
Exons: 4
Coding region: 176-751 (191 amino acids)
Source: RefSeq, a predicted model, not a curated record